Messenger RNA from Condylostylus longicornis, 1371 nucleotides. It is a transcript of the gene Snr1, whose product is annotated as SWI/SNF-related matrix-associated actin-dependent regulator of chromatin subfamily B member 1. Gene Ontology annotation, cellular component: nuclear chromosome; nucleus. Gene Ontology annotation, molecular function: transcription coregulator activity. The transcript is spliced from 3 exons. The record is from RefSeq and is a predicted model, not a curated record. NCBI's taxonomy places the organism in Eukaryota, Metazoa, Arthropoda, Insecta, Diptera, Dolichopodidae. Bases 118 to 1230 code for a protein of 370 amino acids. Gene Ontology annotation, biological process: regulation of transcription by RNA polymerase II; chromatin remodeling.
AUAAUAUUGUUUGUCUGGCGUCGAAUUUUAAGAAAUACAUAGUUCCUUGUAAAAGAUUCAUUUUUUUAAAAUUAAAAAUAGUAAAAUUGAUUAAAAAAGACAAAAAAACGAUCAUAAAUGGCAUUGCAGACUUAUGGAGAUAAACCUAUAAGCUUUCAGCUGGAAGAAGGUGGGGAAUAUUAUUAUGUUGGAUCAGAGGUUGGAAAUUAUCUGCGGCUUUUUAGGGGUACGCUAUAUAAAAAGUAUCCUGGUAUGGCAAGAAUAGUUCUGUCUAAUGAAGAACGAAAAAGAUUGACAGAAUCUGGGCUUAGUAAUCAUAUUUUAGCUAGUUCUGUGUCACUUCUGAAAGCAACUGAAGUUGAUGAAAUAAUUUCUGGGAAUGACGAAAAGUAUCGAGCGGUUUCCAUAGGUACAUCAGAACCUCCAUUACCUCGGGAAAGUAAAUCUAAAAAACCUCCACAAUGGGUUCCAACCAUGCCAAACUCAAGUCACUUGGACGCAGUUCCCCAAGCUACUCCAAUUAAUCGAAAUCGAGUGCAUAAUAAGAAAGUAAGAACAUUCCCAAUGUGUUUCGAUGAUACUGAUCCAACCGCAAAUCUAGAAAAUGCAGCACAAACCGAAAUUUUGGUACCUAUAAGAUUAGACAUGGAACUUGAGGGACAAAAAUUGCGCGACACAUUUACUUGGAAUAAAAAUGAAUGUAUGAUAUCACCUGAACAAUUUGCAGAAGUUUUAUGUGAUGAUUUAGAUUUAAAUCCAGUACCAUUCGUACCGGCUAUUGCUCAGGCAAUUCGCCAUCAAAUCGAAGCCCAUCCGAACGAACUUCCAUUGACUGAUGAAAGUUGUGAUCAAAGAGUAAUUAUAAAAUUGAAUAUUCAUGUUGGAAACACAUCAUUAGUCGAUCAAAUAGAAUGGGACAUGUCAGAAAAAAAUAAUAAUCCUGAAGAAUUUGCAAUGAAACUAUGCGCUGAAUUGGGCUUAGGAGGUGAGUUCGUAACUGCAAUUUCAUACUCGAUUCGUGGACAGUUAUCUUGGCAUCAGAGAACCUAUGCAUUUAGUGAGGCUCCAUUGUCAGUGGUUGAUGUUCCAUUUAGGAAUCCAAGCGAUGCAGAUUCUUGGGCACCUUUCCUUGAAACAUUAACAGAUGCAGAAAUGGAAAAGAAAAUACGUGAUCAAGAUCGUAACACACGAAGAAUGAGAAGAUUGGCAAAUACAACUACUGGAUGGUAAAAAUUUGAUAAAAUUUUUAUUGUAUUAUUUAAUAAAAAUAUUAUAUAAUUAGUUACUUAAGAGAAAUUAAAUUUUUUUUUUAAUUUUCAAAUACAAACAAACUUUUAUUUACUUCUUUAAAAAUACAAAUUAUAUUCAUUG